Pomacea canaliculata is the source of this 5958-nucleotide messenger RNA. Its product is annotated as muscle M-line assembly protein unc-89-like. Lineage: Eukaryota; Metazoa; Mollusca; Gastropoda; Architaenioglossa; Ampullariidae. The record is from RefSeq and is a predicted model, not a curated record. The transcript has 10 exons. Bases 803 to 2974 code for a protein of 723 amino acids.
GUGCGUCAGUCGCCGUCUCCGCUCUGCUGCAAGUCGCGUCAACGCUUCUCUACCGGCGUCAGCGGAUUGUACUGCCAGGGGUCAGCAUUUGACCUGAAGGGAUUACUGUUGUGUGUCACGACCACGCCACCUCUUGUGAUUGCGUGGAAGAGUCGUCAUCAAGGUGUGCGAUGACGGAGGUCUUGACAGAGAAGCUUUCGUGCUGCUACCGUCCAACUCAUCCAAGUCUUCUCAUCGACCACCGGCGAGGACGACAGCAGGCGAUGGAGUAAGGGCAGGAGCAGGACGAGGAGACACGUUAACGGCAUCAGUAUCAUCUAGCAGGGUGAUGGCGGGGGGCAACUCUCAACGCCUCCCUCCGCCACCACCUCUGCGACGAUUACCUGUUGUCUUGCGUGUCGCGGACGUGGUUGUCAGCUUUGGCAGCGUGCCGGCCAGGCAAGAUAAGGAAGCAAGUCGUGGCUUGACAACAGGAUGUCAAGCAAUGUGAAAUAACGUACGGGGUCGUGCAUACACACACACACGCACGCGCGCGCACGCGAGGGCGCAUGAGUGCAUUCUGAGUGUUUUAGUUAUCCUCAUCCCUCUCGACUCCCCCCUCCCCUCCGCCUCCACACCUCUUGCUGGAUAUGAGCCCGCAAAGCCGGAAACACCUUUGCGCAGCUUUGCCCCCGAAAGUGUUGACAUCCCAGAGCAACUGUACACAAGGGGGAGCGAAGAUAACAUAAACAAAAUCUCUGUUCUUCUAUCUUUAGCCCGCCUCCCUAUCUGACGGCGACUUGACGUCUAACGCCUCUUCGUCAUGCAGUACAGGGGGCAGGACUGGUGCGCCUUCCCCUCGGUUGCUGGUCUUGCGUGGUGCGUGGCAGUGACCUCCCUUCUCGUCUUGCCCUCUUGCCAGUUCAGUGUGGUGGAUCGCCAGCAUCGCGAACGGGAUGACGCUACUUCCGCUGAAGGAAAGCUGGUCCGCGCCGAUACGCUCACGCGUAACCCUCGCCACCCAGGUCUCACUACACGAGCACCUCUGACCCCUGACCCUGCAGGCCAGCGCGCGCCGCGGCUUGAAGCGGCGCCUGACGUCAAGGGGCCGAGCUUUAGGGAAACUCUCGCCACUUCUCGUGCCGGGCUCACAGCGCGAGGUACCGCGCGGCCGCCGAGAAGGAAGCGAGCCGACAAGCCCGCAGUCCCUGCGGCAGAGAGCGGCAAUCAGCGGACGAGAGCCGCAGCCAGCUUGAAACUUUUCUCAACUCCUCCUGAAACGUCGCCCCGCGGACGCCUGACCAACUACGAUCCGGACACCUUUCCGGCGACCUCCGACUUUCCCGAGGACCUUGUGUUCCCUAAGGUAGCUGAGCUCGACCUCAGCGACAGGACCGCCGGCGCGGCGAAAGCCGUACGGUUCGAGGCCCUCCUUCAACAGGAGGAGGCACAGCAGCAACAACAACAGCAGCAACGCGGAAGCGGCAGCGGCAGCGGCGCGGAGCCUCAUGCGUCCAGAAUGGUUCUGACCGCCGUCAGCACCAUCGCGGCAGUCGUCGGCGUCUGCGUCAUGGCGGCCAUCUUCCAGUGCUGCUGCCGCAAGAAGCGGCACGGAGGGGGUGCGGCAGAGAACCGCGGCGGGCAGGCCGCGGAAACGGAGAAGGAUCGGCAGGCCGGCGACAGCAAGAGAUCGCGAUCCAAGUCGCCCUCGCCCCCAAAGACGCCGACCAAGAAUGAGGACGCGGAGGUCAAGGGUUUCAGGUACCGGCGGUUACUGUCUGAACAAGAUAAACUUUUGGAGGAUGAUGAGGACCUUGGAGACUUCUCUAUGGUGCAACGAGAGACUGAAAUUCUUCGAUCUUAUCGGAAACCACCUCCUCCAAAAAACCGAGCCAGAGCAAGCCGCGUCCCACGUGCUCUGAAAUCAGUGGAACCCAAUGCCAGUCCAGAUGUGUUUCAAGAACUAGUGGAGAGGGAGGACCAGGAAGCUGAAGAAGCCGCUGAGCUGGCGAUGCAACAUGCACCUAAACCGCUAUCAAAGAAAACCGAACCAUAUGAUGGGGCCCCAAAUGGUGGACACUCAUCGAUGUUGGCAGAUAUUGACUCUACCAUUGCAGCAAUCCACAGAGAUGAGGAAAAGGUUACUGGCUCCAGAGCAUCACCAGCAAAGGAUGAGCGGGAAUCAAAGGAGGCAUUUUUGGAGAAAGUGCCCAUUUCUAUCGCACAGAUAGAAGGGAGCCCACAGGUGCCAAGGCCAAAGCCUCGCACCAAAGAGGGUCUUGGGCGGACGCAAAGCCAAGAGGAAAUGGCACGGUCUUUGGCACAGGAACUUUCCAAGGCUAUCAGCAAGGAAAAUCUUUCUAGACACCACAGCAGCAAAAGCCCAUCACCCAGACCUCGUAGCAAGGACACAUCACCAAAAUCAAGAAGCCCCGGAUCAUCACCUAAGCUUUCCAGCCAAGGUUCUUCAGCAUCAGACAGCAGAAGCAUACGAUCUGCUGAGGGUGAGGAGGCAUCACCAAAGGAAGUGACAUCGUCUAAUGGAUUUCCACUGGCUGGAAAUCACAGUGAGGACAAAAAGGAAACUGAAAGCCCUGGGGGUGCAGAGAAUGUUUUUGCUCUCGUUGAUCCAACAGUUAGCAAGGAUGCCGUAGGUGGUAAAAGCAAAAUACCUGUGAGAGCAGGUGAAACUGCUCAAGGGUCUGCUGCUGCUGCUUUACAACCAUCUGCACCAUUAAGGCAUAACGUAGGCAAAGACCUCAAGCGUUUUCCAGUUCCUUCAGUACAUGGUGAAAAGAUGGAUCAGUUGAUGAUUUCACUAAAGACACGCUUGAAAGAGGACAGUCCUAGUGGCAAGCAUGUACUUAACAAAAUUUCAUCUGAGGGGGAGACAACUGAUGACCUCGAUCCUCAAAGCCGUGAACGGGCCUACUCUGACCCAACAAAGCAAAAUGCAGACAAAACAAGCUGCAGGAAUGAGCAGACACACCUCUGACAUCUCUGUGCUAAUCCUGUGCAUGGCCUUUAACUGGAGUAUGCUGAUCUGCCUUCAGUAUGCACAUGACUGCUGCACAUAUCAACCAAAGUCAUCUGUUUAUAUGAAAAGGUCUUUGUUUCUGGAUGUUCUUUGUACACGUCUGUGCUCUUGUGUGCUGGAUAAACUUAGACAUGGCACUGCGUUUCUUGCUGGACUGUUCAGGAAAAUAGAAAACCCACAUGCAACACGCCAAGAAAAGAACCAUAAUAUUCAACUUAAAGUAUGGCAGACAGACCUGUUCAGUGUGUCAGGGUGUGUCAUUCAUGCUCAACAUCUGAUAAAAGUUCAGAACAGAUGGAGUGUGUAUGCACAAAGCAUCAGCUUCUUUGAUAAUUGCAAAAUUCAUGCUAUGGCUUUGAAUAAGGCAAAAGGCCACCUAGGAACAAUAAAAGCUUAUCAUGAUGAAGUGACUUAACUGCAAAAUUGAAAAAAUGUUUGCAGUUUAUAUUUACAUUGUCAACACAUGGGGCAGCUUCAAAUUUUUUGGAAUGGAAAAAGCAAGAAGUCAUGCUUGGCCAGCAUCAUUCUGCUUACAAGAUAAAUUUCUCCCAACUGGCCCUAAUGUGCACACAAGUUUGUUUUUUUUUUUUUAAUCUGUUUACAGCUGAUGGCUACAGACUCCUCAAAACUUUUACAGUGUUGACAGACUACUUUUACUUCUGGUUAUUUUUAAUGUGUGUGGCUUAUUGAAUGGGCACAUGACAUCAACUAAACCAGUUCAGCAUCAAGUACCUCAGCACUGAUAUCUACAAAUGUGAAUCAAUUCAGUGAAUGUUGUCAGUCAUUUAUCAUGUGAAGCAUGUGGCAGCAGAUAAACUUGAUAAAGCUUGCUUCUUGAAAGAUGACUGAGGAAAAUACUUCUCACCAGUAACCCCAUAGUGCUACCAGGAUUUGUUUUUUAAAUUAUGCUUAUAAUCUGCUUUCAUGAGAAGCAAGCAUUACUUAAGCAACAUCCAAUCUCUAUUGUUUCUUAAAGUAAAGCCCUAUGAAAUGUUGUAAUUUAUGGCCAUUUUGUGCUCUAAAAUGUAACUAUAGUGUUUUGAUGAGCUUGUUAUUGUGUUUAUGCAAGACCUUAACUUGUGCUGACUUCUGUCUUCCAAAAUUCUCCUUAACCUAUAAGUCUCAGAAAAGAAAAUCAUGAAAAUGUCCACAGAAAUUACUGCUUUUCAAUAACUAUAUCCUGUAGUUUGUUGAUCCUCACUUUACAAUCUCUUAUCUUUACAAGCUGUUAACACAGAUCUAAAUUUAAAAAGUCAAUGCAAAAUGGAGAUAACAUAAACAAAAAUAACAAAGAUGUAAUUAUUCACAUGUAUUAAUUAUAAAACAAUCCAAAGUAUCAGCUCCAUAGCUGACUUGUUAAAUAUUCUUCAGCAAUCCACCUGUGUAUGUGGGUGCUCCCCAUGCUGUAUAUAAAAUGUUUAUUCAGCCUGUAUAAUAGCCAGUUGUCAAGCCCAAUCAUGAUCAAUAUCAGGACCUGUGAUCAUCAGAAAAAUUCUGGGCUUUCCACACAAAAUCAAAAUAACUAUUUCAUCCACAUUAAGUGUAUCUUUAAAUGACUCAGUUUGACUGGAAUCACAAGAACUAUGAAAUUCCUAACCAAUGCUUCUGUCGUUUUCAUCACUUUAAUUAAAAAAAAAGGAGAUAGGUUAACACUCAGAAAUGCUGCAAUCAAAACGACUUUGGUUCAAAACUCUCAAGUGUUAAACUAAGUUAUUUGCAAAAAUGUGUUCAGUACUGCAUCUUGGAAUGCCAUCAUCUAGUCACAGCAAAAGGCUGCUUGCAACACAGCAAGUUCCAGUCAGCUGCUACCACUUCACUGCCUUUACAUAAACACCCAGCCCGAAGUGUCACCUCUUCAAUCCAGUUUAGUCCUGCUCAUCCCAGAUGCAUAAAAGCUUUGACUAAAGUGUAUAGAUUAGUUACUGGUUUGCCUUGUUGAUUUUGGUAAGAAAGUUCUUUCACCUAGAAAUGAUUGAGCUUUAUAAGGGAAAAGGAUAUGGGGAGUAGGGAGGAAACUAGUUCGAGAAGAAAACUCUGACAGCCACCCUGUGCUUAGAAAUUGAUGAUCUUUAGUCUGUUUGUCCAACCUGCUUGAAGAGCAAUCCCCAACUCACCAUCACAGGCAACAUUCCAUUUUAAAGGCUCUAAAAUUAAAUAAUAAUGAAAAUAACAGAUAAUUAUAAUGUAAGUCCUUAUGCUAGGAUAGCUUAGUGAUCAAUAUGCACUCACAUGUGGGCCCAAUCAGUGCACACACACACACAUCUUCAAAGGGUCAUUGGGGAAGUGUUUCUAAAAUUGUGCCUUUAAUCACAACAGUUCUAUCCUGUCCCUCAGAUUUUUUUAUUUGAAUUUCCUACUGUGACAAUGUAUUGCUCUCUGAUUUGAGCCAUUUGUAAAAAGAGGAUGGGGUCAACCAUAAUAAAAACAAUGCACAAAUAAAAGCCAAGAUAAACACUAAGUUACGUGGUUUCUACUCCAAGGGAUUGUGACACCAAGUUACAUGGUUUCUUCUCCAAGAGAUUGUAUGAGCCUAACACAAAAGUGAGUGACAUACAUAUACAUGAGAAAAAGGUGGAAAUCAGCUAUUACAAAAGACAUGAUACCCCACAGGUAGUCCCAAGUUCACAAAAUUAUUGGAGGGAAGUAUAGCACAGUUCUCUUCUCAAGAAGGAAAACAAAAACCUGAGAACAUUUAAAAAAUACACUAGUACUGUUAUCCUGCUUUUCUAUUCUGCUUUUGUAUACAAUUCAAACAGUGAAUUUGAAUGUUGUUUCCACUGUUGCUAAUUCAUUGCCUUGCUCAUUAUAGGCUACUUUGUACGGUGAUAACAUUUAGUGCCUUAACCUGUAUGUAUAUGCAUUAUUUGUCUUUUCUAAAAGCUGUUCUUCAGACGUGUUGUAUAAUUUGUAUAUGCACAUGUAUUAAAAGCUUUUAUAAAAUA